AUGGGGUGCAAUCUAUUACAACUUUUGUGGCAAUCUUUUCUUCAUCUAAAUCUAUUUCAAAGUCACUCAAGCAAUGCACAAACUACUGUUUGGGAACAACUUGCAACGCGUAUCUAUAUUAUAUCAAUGAUUAGUCUUCUGUUUCUUAUUGCCAUUGUUUCUGCAUGCAUUGUACGAACAGAUAAUAUCAUUGAAUAUUCACCUUCAUAUGUCAAGUUUAUCGAUUUGUGGAAAAAAUAUUCGAAUACUUUGAAAUGUCCAUGUUCGAAGAUUGGCAUUGCUUAUGGAACGUUUGUCAAAACUUAUGUUGAUUUUCAUCAAGUAUGUUCAAGUCACUUUGUUACACAAGAUUGGAUCGAUUCAAUAUUUAUUCCAAAGCCUACUUCUUUCCCAACUGUAUUUGAUAUUCGUUUUUAUCUUAGUCAUUUCUGGCAAGUCAUUGCAGGCCUUUGUAGCGUUAGUAAGAAUACUUGGACUGAUGCUAUUUCAAGUUUUGGCCGAUCUCACAUUCUUAGUCCAAUAGCAAUUCCCGAUGAGGUUGUCAGAAAUCAAGUUCAAGAAGCACUUAAUAAUCAACUUUCUUUGGCUCAAGUAUCCUUAGUUCGCACUUUACAUGCUAUUCGAAGAUUAACAUCCGAAAAUCAAUUUGUAUCUGCUUUGUCAACCAAUUUUUAUCUUCAUUAUCCACCAUUGAAUUAUGGAAAUUGGACUUAUCCAAAAAUGCUUCCCGUAGUAUUUGAUGAUUGUUCUUGUUUGAAUAUAACCGGAUGUCCGCACCCAGCUUUCAUUAAAAAUAGUCAAAAUCUGUUAGUAUCAAUACCGGGAAUGAUUAUUGAUUGUUACAUUGUCGAUAGUACGCUAGCAUCAACAUUAGAAUGUUACUAUAAUUCAACAUGUUUUAAACUUCUGCAUCAACAAUUAACGACAACAGUUAACUUGUUGUCAAACUCUUCGAAUAGACACUUUCUGUUCAAUUCUACUGUGCAAACACUUCUCGAUAAUUCUAUGAUAGAUCAAUGGCAUACUGAAAUACAAUUUAAUCUAUUUUACAGUGAAUGUGAUCCUACUUAUUGCACUUAUUCAUACAUGCAUCGCUUUUCUAUUUUAUUUAUUAUUACUACAACAGUUGGAGCAUUCGGUACACUUUCGCUUAUACUGCGUCUUAUUGCACCAUUUAUUGCACAAGCUUUCAUUCGGUGGACAACUAGAAUUUCAGAAAAAGAUAACAUACUAGAGAAUGUUGUGAUUUCUCGACGACAUCUGUGUAAGUUCUAA
Molecule: messenger RNA, 1275 nt
Organism: Rotaria sp. Silwood2
Lineage: Eukaryota; Metazoa; Rotifera; Eurotatoria; Philodinida; Philodinidae
Source: the annotation of a GenBank genome assembly